AUGACGGUGAAAAAGCUCGGCGGCCGUACUGCUUUCGCAUCCCGCCUUGAUCAGAUCGGUUUCUGGGGCGCCUCCUCCACAAAUCCAAACGACAUGAAGAACAACUGCGUUUCCGUCACUUUUGCCCGCAUGUUCUGGUAUUCCACUGUCCACGAGUUCUGGGAUGAUGUCUACGGCCGAUCCAAACCUUGGCCGGAUAGGGCACUCACCAAGCAGCAGAUCCUCGCCAUGCUCCGCCACGUGGGAUUCAAGUUCCACACGACCGAAUACAAGCCUUCGAAGAACAGCAGAGGCGAGGUGGCGAAGACGGCGUACCAGUCUUUUCUGGAAAAGCCGCCUGCUAAUGGCAGUGAUGGCACUAUAGCUUUCUGCUAUCUCAGAAAAGAUGGGAGCGGGCAUUUUGUUCUGUAUAUGCAGACUGGCCGGUCUGGUGCUCCGGCGGCUUCUAAGGAAUUCCAGGACUUUCAACAUGGGUGUAACUCUCAACGGGUACAGGGACGAUUGAUGGAUGAUGUUAGAGGUGCCAAGUGGAUUAUGGUCUUGCAUACGAGUGAGUGGGUCGGUGGUGCAGAGAAAGGACACAAGUGGCACACUGCAGCGGCAAGGAGGAUGCGAAGAUUUUAG
Messenger RNA from Lecanosticta acicola, 624 nucleotides. NCBI's taxonomy places the organism in Eukaryota, Fungi, Ascomycota, Dothideomycetes, Mycosphaerellales, Mycosphaerellaceae. The record is from the annotation of a GenBank genome assembly.